AUGUUCGUCUUUCCGUGUCUCGGUUGCGUCACCACAGUCGCCGGUGUCUACACCUUGAGACAGCGUAAGGCUAGAGAAGCUGGAGGGGGGAAAUCGCGAGAGGGCUCUCUAGGGAAUGAUGAUGCUGGAGUGUCAGGCUCAGGAGAAGAUAAGCAGAAGAAGCCUGUAGAUGAGAUGGACAGUACGAAGAUGGCCUAUUUUUCAAAAGAACGGAAGGACUGGAUGUUCUCCCUGCAAGCGGAAGCGCCACGACCAAAGAUGGUGUAUAACAAUCGAGACUUUUGCGACUACAUGGCGAUGCUAUUGCUCUCCCUCGCAUCGUGCCUAGCAGUGUAUGGCAGAGAGCAUCUGUUUUCACGCGUUGCUGUAGGAUCGACGAUAUUUCUCGCACUGGUUUUCAUGGCAAGACACGGCGUUUUGCGUGGAGGUGGCGGUCUCACGCUGUCCCUGCCAGCAGUGCUGCAGCCGCACUUGGUGCUGGCAUGGGUUAGAUACAAAAUAGCAAACAUGCGGCCAGCCUACUACGGACAAGUAGCCCUCUUCGCAGCAGAAAUAUCGCUUUUGCAAUUCCUCAACAAUUCAAGCGUUGCACAAGGUUUUUUUUUUUAAAUUUGUAUACGAAUAGAAGUGGAGUGCAAAUGUAGGUUUGUGUUAUCACUGGUAUUUACAAUUGCAUUUCGCGUACGCGUCACAACGAACUCUGUCUCUUCCUAUUGAUUUCAUUGUUCUAGUACAGAAGAAAAUUUACGACUCAACAUCGAUUCCGAAGAAUGAUCUAUUUGUUCACGCGUAGUACAACCCCUCACCUACUUCAUCUACUUCCCACCACCAGGCGCACAUGCGUUUUUUGGCGCUAGUGGGACCGCCGCACUGCAGAACAUUUUCUGGUUCGCCACCCUAGGAAUGUUUUACGUGAAUUUCGGAUUUGUCUCGGUGUUUCGCGUGGUUUCCUAUUUGGAUCACGUGCGGCAGCACGAUCAUGUCUUCGAAUUUCUCAAGGGCACAGGUUGGAAGAAGACGCUGCAGUUUUCGCCGGACGUUGUUGCACAAUCCUCGAAGUUUCUUGACCACAUAACGGGCUUGACGCAUGCGCUCGUGACGGGCGUGUGGACGCAGGUGGUGACGAUUAUUCCGUGGUUUUGGAUGCUCGCGACGACCCAUAACGCAUGUUGCGACCCCGGUGCAGAUAAUCUUGAGACAUCAACAACAAACAGCGCAGAGACGAACGCAAGCACAAUAGACACCAUGAAGAUGAAUAGCAUCAUCGGAAAUGACCACCUUACGACCAAUCUUCUGUCGAACGUGUUCGAAUUCCAGAGUAGCACGCGUCUGAACCCAUGCCUCAUUCUAGUCGCGUUCGGUAGCUGGGCACUGCGAUUUUUCGUAUUUGAGCAGCGGCUCUUGCAGGACUUCGAACGGAACGACCUGAACGACUGGUACAUUCGAGACCACUGGCUGGGUCACUUCAGUAAAAUCGGGUUUAGCUACCUGCAUGGACCGCACCACGACGCGUUGCCAGUGGGAUUUAUCGCAGUAGCAGACAAUGGGCCACUAGAGUUAUGGAGAAUAAUAUGGAGGCAAUUAAUUUAUAUUUAAUACAUUGUCAAAAUUUUGUUUAAGUUUUUGAGAAGCAAGUGAAAGAACUAAACGAUUCCGGUAGAAGUAGUCAAUAUGGUAAUCAUCAAAUAAGAUGCCCCGGCAGUUGAACUACAACGAACAACGCAAAGUAAGUGCCAGUGUAUUCAGAAUACUGAAAAAAGUCGGGGAAGUCAAUGACCAUUUUUACCAUAAGUGUACUUAUAGGAGGUCGAGGUACCUCUCUUGUCUCCCACUUCUAUCGCUAAUAUUUGGUCUUUUGCGGCAUUUUUUCGGGCAUUUCGACUCGUUUGCGUGUCCGCCGUACGCCUUUUUUCGAUGGACGAAGACGAUAGUGAGGGACAUAGUGGGACAUCAGUACGUGCCUGGCGUUCUUUUAAGGUUCACAAUUUGCUUCAUUUCCAAGCUAACGCCCACAGUUUUUGACCCUCAUCUUCGCAGUUCCCAAAGUCUACGUAGAUCAGCAUAAUGGGACGACUAGUUCUACUACAGGAGACACGAUGACGUUGAUGAAAAAGUAGAGCCUCGUUGAUGUUGAGACUGUGUGUCCUCUGAGUCAACUUAAGAACUGAUUAUACAGAUUUUUUACACGACUAUUCCAGAGGAGAGCUUUCCCUCUAACUCUGCCUUGGUCGAUGAGUGUGGUGGAUUACGGUGUCCACCAUGUGGAGCACCAUUUUUUGUCCAUGUACCCUCUCGGGAACGGCAUCCAGGGAGAUCCGGACCCGCGAAACAACUGCGAAGUCGAAACUUGGUUGUCGAACGGCAGCUAUCGCGCGGAUAACAAGGUCUGGACGUGGUUUGUCUCUGAAACCAAGCGAUUGGAGUUGGGACAGACCGAUGCUGGCAGUAGUACUAGAGGAAAAGCGCCACUAGCUGUUAUAGGAGACAACCAAGCUCCUGCUGGUGGAGGGAACGCAACUGGGAAAACACAAAAAGACAAGUAGAUACCUUUGUCCUCCAUAACUUCAAAUUAUCUACACGCUGUCUGAAGUAAAUGGAAAAAAGACUUUAAUAGUCGCUGAUCAUACAACAAGAAAUUCACAUGAACUACAAUGAGAAAAACUACUUCUUUGCUACAUUGUACGGUGAUUAGCCUGAACCUACUUAUUGAGAUAAGUAUUUCCUACUACAUUCUCUGGUCUUACUAAUGCUACAUACGAUAUCUUCUGAACUCAUUCCAUUAUGCGCAACUAGAACUAGGUCCAUACAUUCGACAUUCUUUCCGUAGGCGGCCACUGCGUUCGAGCAAAUAAGUGUUAAGUAGCUCGUCUUCAUCCUUCACCUUCUCGUAUUUCGAAGACCAUCCUCUACGUGAAAAGAGCAUGACAUCAACAUGAGCAUAUGCGUCCAGCUUUUGAAGAAGUAGAGUAUGCUCUGGCGGGUAAAUUAACUGUGGAUUCACAACGCACUGUUGUCGUGCUGGCAAUUAUCUCCAUUGUCUCACACUGCUGGCAUCAUUCAUUUACGAAACCUAGGCGUGGGAUGUUAGCGUGACUUCUGUAUUCGCCUUGUAUAAAGAACAAACCAACGACAACUACCUGGAUCCUUCUGAAUAGAAACAAAGAUUGAAAACCACUUUAGGUAGUGAUAAGUAAAACAAAAACUACCUCCUGGAGGUAGCAAGAAAAGCAAAAGAGUCUUCGAAGAUCAAUCCUUUACAACAACGACUCUAUGUAUUUUAGGAUAAAGAUCAUCAAUCCAAUAUUUGCUGUUCCUACUUGGACUCGAUGAUCUUUAUCCAUUUCGGUCCAUUAUGAGACAUUUUUGUGUAUGUGUUAGACACUGCAAAGAAAACCCACUGCCCUAGCUGGUGGUGGAUGAUAGCACAUUUGAAUUACAGAUGACCUAGAAGCUACUCUCGAAAUCGAAUAAGUCGAUUUGCAAUCAACGUGGAGCGACGUUGCUCGGAAUCUGAAAUGUAGGGUAACCUUUUCUACGAUGUUCUCCACCGUAUGUACUCUCUCGACUUCAUCCUUCUCGUUACAGUCUACUUGAACUUGAUUCAGUGUGUCGAUCAGCAUGAUCAGUGGCGAAUACCAUCAUGCAACUACAGCAGGACAAAAGUUCUUAUCGUCACUGAACCUGUUAAAUCUUCCGAUCAUCACAAUUGGUCCACG
Amoebophrya sp. A25 is the source of this 3716-nucleotide messenger RNA. NCBI's taxonomy places the organism in Eukaryota, Dinophyceae, Syndiniales, Amoebophryaceae. The record is from the annotation of a GenBank genome assembly.